This is a messenger RNA of Setaria italica (foxtail millet), 1254 nucleotides long. Its product is annotated as pentatricopeptide repeat-containing protein At1g52620-like. The record is from RefSeq and is a predicted model, not a curated record. The transcript has 2 exons. Gene Ontology annotation, molecular function: protein binding. NCBI's taxonomy places the organism in Eukaryota, Viridiplantae, Streptophyta, Magnoliopsida, Poales, Poaceae. The coding region runs from base 1 to 1254 and encodes 417 amino acids.
AUGUCGUCCCGCGCGGGCGACGGCGUCGUGGCGGCCGCGCCAACGCUCGCCUGCCUCGGCGAGCUCGCAGCCGCCUACGCCGACGCCGGAAUGGACGGGAAGGCCGCCGAGAUGUGCCAGCGCGCCAGGGAGCUGUACGGCGCUCUUCCCAGGGCGGCAGACUGCAACCGCCUCCUCAGGCUCCUCGUGCAGCGCCGGCGCUGGGAGGACGCCCGGAAGCUGUACGACGAAAUGCUUGCCGAGGAGGGCGGCGCGGAUGACUACAGCACCUGCGUGAUGUUGCGAGGGAUGUGCUUGGAAGGGCGGGUGGAGGAAGGGAGGAAGCUGAUUGAGGCUAGGUGGGGAGCGAGGUGCAUUCCGCAUCCCGUGUUCUACAAUGUACUGAUCGAUGGGUAUUGCCAGCGCGGGGAAAUUCGGAGGGGAAUGUUGCUGUUGGGUGAUAUGGAGAUGAAGGGAUUCUUGCCGACCGAGGUGACAUAUGGAGUUAUCAUUACCUGGCUCGGGCAGAAAGGUGAUUUGGAGAGGAUUGGGGGUUUGCUUGGCGAGAUGAAGGUGAGAGGAUUGUCCCCCAAUGUGCAGAUUUACAAAACUGUCAUUGAUGCUGUGUGCAAACGCCACUCAGCAUCGCAGGCAAUGGUUGUUCUGAAGCAAAUGUUUGCGAGCGGUUGUGAUCCAGAUGUCGUCACGUUUAAUACUUUGAUAUCAGCUUUUUGCCGAGAAGGUCGUGCUCACGAGGCUGAGAAACUUUUGAGAGAGGCCAUUAGGAGAGAGUUGGAGCCAAAUCAAAAUAGCUACACUCCUUUGAUUCAUGCCUUCUGCAUCAGAGGAGAUGUGACGGUUGCAUCAGAUUUUCUCGUGGAAAUGAUGGAAGGAGGGCAUACUCCUGAUGUCAUCACGUUUGGAGCACUAGUUCAUGGCCUUGUUGUUUCUGGGAAGGUAACUGAGGCCCUGAGUGUCAGGGAUAAGAUGAUGGAGAGACAGGUGAUGCCUGAUGUCAACAUAUAUAAUGUAUUGAUUAGUGGUUUAUGCAAGAAACAAAUGCUUCCCGCAGCUAAGAACCUUCUUGCAGAGAUGCUUGAGCAUAAUGUCCAGCCUGAUAAAUAUGUAUAUACCACGUUGAUUGAUGGUUUCAUCAGGAGUGGGAAUCUUAGUGACGCAAAGAAAAUAUUUGAAUUCAUGGAACAAAAGGGAUUCUGCCCUGAUGUUGUUGGCUACAAUGCUAUGAAACUGGAGAAGAGAUUUGCUGGUUCUUGA